UCUUUUGCAUUUCUAAAGCAAGUUGAGCAACCCAAGUGUUUUUCCAAUAUCCUUUACAAAUGCAGGAGCCUCCAUUAGUGGGUAUCUGAACUGUCUGGUUAUGUGCAAACUGGCAGGUUCCUAUAAGGGGCCUCUCUUUCGUAUCUGGCUCAGCAUUGUCAGUUCAGGCCUGGGUUUGUGUGUCAGUUUGAACAGCGAGAACUGUUUUCAGGAGUCUCCUGGAGAGGAGGAGACCUUUUCCCAGCACUGAUCAAUGGAUGGAUUUGCCCAGCGAGGGUUAAAAUCUUCCUCCUUUCCCACGCAGCGCCAGUGUGCAUCUUGGUGUCUGUCCUCGCUGAUGGAGUUCGACAGUGGCCUUGUUUUCAGCCUGCUCCCACAUCAUCCUCUGAAUGGAAACCACCGGCGGGGCCAGGAUACAUUGAUUUGCAAGUGGAGGGAUUUCUUCCAAGCCCUGAUCCUUCUUUCCUGAGGGGCAGGGGGUCCAAACCAGACAGGAGAAGGGGCAUCAGGAAUAUUUAAUCCCUGGUUUGAUGCCACCUCUCCCCAUCUCCACCCCAAGCAGGCUGGGGUUACAUGCAGUGCUUGCAUUAAGCAUGGGCACCAGUAAAGUCCUAAGGCUUGGGUUUUAAACCAGCUUGGUCUUGGUAUCAGUUUGAGCAGCAGGUCCAGAAUGACCUGGGGGCUGUUUGAAGUGAGAAGCAGAGGGGUUGAGAAGAGAGUCAGAGGCCUGGAUGUAGGUAAAAAAUGGGCUGCCGAGCUUGAUCCAGCAGUGUGGUUUGCACCUAGAGCCCUUGCUCUGGGGAGCACAGGGCCCUGGAGGUGUGAGUUGAGGGCUGCUCUGUAGGGGAGGGUCACAAGGCUGGGGUGGGGUGUCUGUACUCAUGGAAAUGUGGCCCAGGUGAAAGACAGGAGGAACAAUGCGAUGCGGCUUGCGGAGGAUAAUUUGAUGAAGAGACUAAUGGAAUUACCUGCUGUGACCGAGCGGAUGGCUCUGAGCCCAUCAGGCUAGGAGUGAGCUGGAGGGGCCUGGUGAGGCCUCCCCUUUGAUCACACUCCCUCCAGGGUCAUUGGAGAAGAGCCCUGUUGGCUGGUCUGCUGUUGGAAGCUAAAGGGGCCUCCUAGGAGAUCAGUCUAUUUGGUGAUAAAUAGGGAGACAGAUCAGAUACUGCAGAAAGGUUUGGAGACAACACAAGAGAUCCUGGCCCCGCAGGAGGUGGCAACCUGGCGUGUGUGAGGCUGGACAGUGGGUAGAUACUUGCAUGAGAUGGGUAGAAAACAUUAUUCACUGCCCACACGGGACUUGGGCAGGUGGCUUGCUCUCCCAUCUGAGGGCUUAAUCCAGCAACCACAUGCUUUGCUGGCACUUAAGCCCCACUAACAUGGGGAGAAACUUAAGCAUGUGCUGAAGAACUUCCCUGGACCAGGAAGCUAAGCCUAGAUCAGAGAGGAGAUGUUUGCUACAUCCUGGCUCACAGACUGUCCCAGCCCUACAGCACAGGUAGGCAGCAGCGAGGAGUAGGUGGUACUGCUAAGCCACGGUAACGGUGCAGCUGUGGGGGAAUGGGGGCUGUGAUGCUGAUGAAACCCCCAGGCAGGUGUUCAGCAGUGCUGGCGGGGCACUCUGAGCAGAUGUCAGAAAGCAGUAACUUCCCUGGUGCUGCUAAAUGCCGUCACUGUUUGCAGCUGAUUUUGGGGCGGCAUCUGUCUGUGCGUUCUGGGCAGGGGCUGGGCAAAGCAUCAUGCCACGGCGAGGUGGCAGGGAGGAAGCUGCUGGAUUGUGCAGGGUCAGGGUUAGCUGGGGAUGAAUAAGGCUCCUUCCCCAAGUGACCUACACCUACCCAGGGUUACAUCGCCUUGCUGAGUCUGCAGGCAGCAGUAAGGCCUGUGCCCAGCCUGAGCAUCUGGGCUCUUUGCUAGACAGCUCAAGGGCUUGAGGACACGGGCCCUGUAUCUGUGCUUUGAGGAGUACCAACAGUGUGAAGACAUGGGAAAUAAGCUGAAGCCCCCCCUGCCCCAGCCCUCCAGCCACCUGCUCUGCAUGAGGCCUCAAGAUCUAGCCAUGGCAAUACCCAUCUCUGAAUAAGCUGCAUGUACCUGUUUGGGUGACCAGGUGUGGGUCUCCUGGCAGGGAUAAAUAGCUCGUGUGUGUGUCUACUUGAGUAAGGGGGCACUACCUGGAGGAAAAAAGGAGUGCAUUGGAGCAUGUGGCUGGACACUGUGCAGUCUUCAUGUUCCCUUAGACCAAAGGAUGAGUGUGUGCGAGUUUAAAGGGAUAACAACUGUCUGGGUGAACCCCUCCCCAAACGGGUGUGCUUGCAUGGGGAAGAAGGGGAUGUUCCUCUGUGAAUCACUACAUAGAAAGAACAUGUGUGUGGUGGCGCUGUGCACUGCCUCGUGACACUGGCUUGCAUGUGAAUGAACAACCCGUGUGUUCUGGGGGGGAGUGCACCUGCUCAGUACAGCACUGGGGUGGCCUCAUCUGGAGCAUUGGGCCCAUUUUUGGGCCCCACACUUCAAGAAAGCUGUGGACAGAUUGGAGAGAGUUCGGUGCAGAGUGACAAAAAUGAUUAGGGGCCUUGGAGAUGAGACUGAUGAGGAAAGAGCUAGGUUGAUUGAGUGGAGAAGAGAAGGGAUGGGAUCAUAGUCUUCAAAUACCUAAAUGGUGAUUUAUAAAGAGGAUGGAGAUGGGCUUUUCUCUGUGGCCGCAGGGGACAGAACUGGGAACAGUGGCCUCAAGCUGCAGCAGAGGAAAUUGAGGAUGGAAAUGAGGAGGAACUUUCUGGCUCUGAGGGUGGUCAAGCAUUGAAUCAGGCUGCUUAGAAAAGCUGUGGAGUCUCCAUCCCUGGAGACACUGAAGAGCAGGUUGGAUAGACAUGUGGCUGGGAUGGUUCAAUCGGGGCUGAUCUUGCCUUGAACAGGGGGCUGGACUAGAUGUGACCUUAUGAGGUCCCUUCCAGCCCCACUUUCCUCUGAUCCUCUGAUCUGUGACAUACGUUUGCUUGGUGUGGGCAUAUGUGUAGCGUGAGCAUGGAUGUCUACACAACAUAUAUCUGUGCUGCAUGUUUCAUGUGUGAUGGGAGGCACAUGUGAAUGCAGGGCAUCAAGGUGGUGAGUGCAUGCAUGCAGGAGGUGUGUGUGUAGGUAGUACAUACGUGCCACACACACGUAGGUGGUGCUGGUAUGUUGGAAAAGUGGUAAAUCCUUCCCCCUUGAUCUCUGCAUGGCUGGGUCUUUAUUUCCCUCAGCCUCUUUUCUCCAGUGCUCUGCCCAUCAGCAGGCCCAGACCCAGUGCUUCUUUCCCAUUCUCCCCAAGCAGUUGGCAUCCACUCUGCUUUCCACUCUCUGCAAGUUGCCCGUCCUGGAAACAGAUGCUGGCCUCUCCUGCCGAUGGGUGAAUCAAUCUGGAUUUGCCAAGCAGAGUGGGAUGCAGCCUCUCAUGCUCCAGUAGAAAAAACAGAGGGGUAUCUGUAUGGUGCUGGGCAGUGGUGAUAGGGACUCUCUGCUGGCCAGGCCGAGGGUCUGCCCCUACUCUGAAAUCAUUGUUGCUACCAGCAUCAUGUAGGGCAGGGGCAGCCAAACUGCAGCACGCAUGCCACAGGUGGCACGACUGCCUCUGUGUGGCAUGAAGCAGACUGGGGAAGAAGCAGAAAGCAAAGCAGCAGUUUGGGGAAAUGAAGGGAUCGGAGUGGCCCUCGGGGAGGGUGUGGAGCUAGUUUAUGGUACUUGCCAAAAAGGCUGGCCACUGCUGAGGUAGGGGAAGAUGUGACUGAAGAGGGAAGUAAGUUGCUUGCGGGACCCUAAAGGAGAAGUGAGCAGGAAGGUCCUGUGGAGACAGGGGUGGGGUCAAAACCAGAUCUUCCAAACUGUCCAGUGCCCGGCAUUGACGUGCCGCCAGACUCUCUGGGAACCUGGCUUCUGAUGCAACUUGUUAGGUCUGGCCAUGAAACACGGCUGCCUGAGAAGCACCCAGCCUUGGUGCAGGUCGUCUCCACAUCGUCCUUCUGACUCUGCAAGACGCUUCCACCUGCUCCACCGUAGCCGUUUGCUCUUUCAUGCAUGCACCAGAACUGGAGACAUUGUAUAUCCAAUUGCAGCAACUGCACAUGCACAUCAUUAGCCCCCACUGCCGAGAAGUGCCCAGGACUAUGCCAAACCUUCCUUGUUUUGGAUUUGGUCGGCAGCCAGAAAGUUCCCAGAGAGGCAGGAUGGUCUGGUGCGAACUGACUUCUGGCGAGCAGAAGGGCACCGGUUUCCUUUCCAUUUUGCAUUCCUUCCCUCUGGCUUUGCCCAGCUCCCUCCCUCCCUCUGCAAAUUUCUGGUAAUUGUUCUCUCGUUUCUAGCACCGCUUUGUUAUCGGGCUCCACUUGGGAAUAGCGGUCCGCCUAGCGUGCACACAGCUGGGCUUCUGCCACUUCCUGUCAGGAAGCCCAGAGCCGGCCAGAGAACAUGCAGGGGCCCUGCGAGGAAGAGAUGUUAAUGAGGAAACGCUUUGCUGGACUUCCUUAAGCCUCCGCUUGUUUGCUACCAAACGUGUCGACUCAAUUAGCACAAGAGCACUUGAAAAGUGGCCUGUUCGUGCGGCUGGGUUUGUUGCAGCUCGCUGAUUUGUGGGGUGGGGAGUUGCAUGUUCUGAGUGGUUUGUGCAUAGGUGGCUUGUGUGCAUGUGCUGCGAGGCUCAUGCGUGUGUUUUUGGAGGUGCGUGUGUACAGGGUGAUGCUUCUAGCACAUUGCAGACUCGAGCUUGUGGUCACCCACGUGUGUAUUUGUGUAGGGCAAUGCUGUUGGUGCAGUGAGGGCUUUCAUGUUUGUGUUUGCAGCUGUAGCCAGGAGUGGUGUUGGUGCAUAUUACAUGUGUGUUGGUGUAGGGAGGCUCGUUGUGCCUCAGUUUCCCUUUCUCUUCUAUCUGGUGUUAAAGCAAAAGCUCCAAGGGCUGUGGCUAGGGACAGGCCAGGAAGGUAUUUAGAUACCUCCGGACACAGGUAGGAGCCUUGUGGGCAUUUGACUCCCUCUGCAGUCGCUGGAUGCUCAGCGGUUGGAUUGUGGCUGGAAAUCGCUGUUCCUGUGAGAGACGGCAGCAUUGCCCUCUCCUUCCCUGGACUCAGCAGAUGCUCUAUUCAUGGAGGACUCCCUCCCCAAGUGAUUACUUCAGGGAGCCAGGCUGGAGUAAAGUCCCAUUCUCCUGAAGACAACAGCAGAGCAAGCUUCCUGGGCUGCUGGGCUACCGCACCUCAGAGCCAGCCGGAGCCCCGUCUCCAUGGUCCUGUCAGCCCUCGGUCCCCUGCCGUUGGUGGGGACAUUUUUGUGACCCACCCACUGGGCUCUGAGACCUUCCAGCUCAUUACACACAACAGGAAGGCUCUUCAGUGCCCUUCCCAGCUGGCCCUUUGCCUUCCUGGUCCCAGCCCACCCUGCCCACCGGGUCCCUGGCACAUCUUCAGCACUUGCUGCAGGAAGCCCUACCGUGGCCAGGUGGAUCUAAGAGACUAAAUCUUUCCCCACACACUCUCUGCGGCUGCUUCUGCUGACACUGGGCUUUGCAAAAGCCCUGCUGCGCCAAGCUUGCUCUUGGAGACAACCUUUGCUGACAAGGAGCGUGCAACCUAGAGGACUAUCCGGGGCAGGGUGGGAGCAGGCGAAGAGCGGCCAAGGCAGGGCAUAAGAAGGUAGAGUCACGCAGACACGUGCAUAGGGAUUGCUCUUUCAGCAAAGCACUGUGGCCCAUCCAGCCCCAAAUCCCCUUUCCCACAGUGCCAGCUGCCUUGGAGAAAGGGAAAGCAGCAGGAGAGAGAAAGGAGAGGACUACUGUGUGCCUCUACCCUGGGGCAGGAGGAGGAGAGAGGCAAUAGCCUGUGGUGCAAACAGUCUGUGGUAAACUGAGGCUGGAGAUUGGAAGGAGAAUCCUAAUGACGGGAGAAGGGAGGGCCUGGGAUGCCUCCCUCUUCCUCCCCAGCAACCCCUUUCAGGGGCAGGGAAAUGAUCCAGAGUGCUCUGCGUGCACAAGACAUGGGGACAGGAUUCAAUAAGCCAGGGUCUUUCUGGGUUACGAUUCCAGCCUGGCGUGUGAUGCAUGGUGGAUUUUGGACCUCUAGAUGCCAUCAGGAAGCCUUGAAGACCCCAGUCCAGGGGGAGAGAGUGUUUAGUCUUCAUGCUCAUGUGGCGGCUCUACCUGGAAGGAUUCCUGCGAUGUGCUGGGUUGUUGCCAGCCAUGACGCUCUUGGGACUCAGCAAACUCGCUUCACCCAAACCGUCAAGCAAGCAAAGAUUUUCCAUAACAAAUCUGGGCAAAAGCAGGAGAUGGUGACUGAAUGGUGAAUGACUGCUUGUCAUGCUCCUGGGUCCCAGGCUGCCAGGCUCAGUGUUAAAUAUACCCGACCUGACGAACAGGACCGUGACACCCAAAAGCUUGCCUAUCCCAACCAUACAGUUGGUCCAAUGAAAGAUGUCGCCCACAAGAAUUUGGGCCACAGCUUUUCAAUACAGACAGAUGGCUAAGGGAGGUUUAUGGGUACCCACUAUUAGGUUAGUGAAGAGAAAACAGAUUCAAAUAGCACCAAUGACCAGUCCUUGUGGGGUUACCUGCUGCUUCGUUUGUUCCUAAUGCACCGAGGCCAGGAUUGUUGGAGUCUCAAGUAGUUUCCUGUUCUGAUGCCAGGAAUCCAAGGGGAGAGGCCAGUGUUUCACAGCAAGGGGUAUUCAGGGUCUCAAGUCCUGGAAAUCACUGGCCAUUUUGGGAAUCAUCUGAGCCUGUAACUAAGAAAACAUGCCCAAGGCUCUUGAGUGCUUGGGAUUGACAGCUCAGAAGCCACAACAGCCUUGAGCCCUGGGCGGCUGCCUUAGAUCAGCCCAGCAUAAGUGAAGGUCAAUACUAUUAUCUGGCUCUUGACUGCUCUUUUACCAACCAGCCGCUGGAGAGGACAGAGGGAUCGCGCUGUCUUCCCCCAGUCCCCUCGCACCUUGGCAUCUGCCUCCUUCCUGCAUCCCUCAGCACCUAGGGAUGCUCUACCAGGAUAUCUGGAAAGGAGUCAAGGUGAAAGAUGAGAAGAAUGGCCAAGAAGUGUUUGACCUGAGCGAUUACGAGAAAUGUGAAGAGCUCAGGAAGUCGAAAAGCAGAAGCAAGAAGAACCACAGCAAGUUCACGCUUGCACACUCCAAGCAGCCUGGGAACACGGCACCAAGCCUGAUCUUCCUUGCAGUCAGCCCAGAGGAGAAGGAGUCCUGGAUCAACGCCCUCAACUCUGCAAUCACCCGAGCCAAAAACCGCAUCUUGGAUGAGGUCACUGUCGAGGAGGACAGCUACCUCGCCCACCCGACUCGCGACAGAGUGAAGAUUCAGCACUCGCGACGCCCCCCAACCCGGGGACACUUGAUGGCUGUGGCAUCUACCUCAACGUCUGAUGGCAUGCUCACUCUGGACCUCAUCCAGGAGGAGGACACCUCUCCUGAGGACCAUGGGACCUGCGCCGAGAGCUUCCGCGUGGACCUGGACAAGUCCGUGGCCCACCUGGCAGCCGGGCGGCGCCGGUCCGACUCAGAGAAUGUCAAGCCCUCAGAGAAGGGCCGGUCGGGGAGCCUCCCACGGCGGGAGGUGAUCUCUUGGGACAAAGCGGGGCAGCGUGACGCCAUUGACAAGGGGCCCGUGUACACGCCGCAGGUCCCCAAGAAGCUCUCUCACUCGGAAAAGAACAAAUGUGCCUCCUUGGAGGAGAUCCUGUCCCGCCGGGAUUCCUCCGCGCACCGGGCGGUGCUGAGGAGGGGGAUCGAGGCACAGUUUGCCUCGGCAGAGCCGGAGCAGCUGGCCCGGAUACAGGAACUGGUUGCACUGAAACUGGAAAAAACUCAGGAACUGCUGACAGAGGUGAAGGGCUACGGGGAAGGGAAACGGAAGACAAGGGAUCUCGCCACCAGCACCACCCCCUCUGGCACCUCCUCAUCGUCCUCCUCCAGGUCGGACUCAGAGAAGAUCCUGCAGGAGACGGAGAGGUUGCUGGGCGAGGCCUCCUCAGCCUGGAGCCAAGCCAAGAAGGUGCUGCAGGAGAUCAAGGAGCUGAGGGACCUGUACAAACAGCUCGACCUGCCACUCUCGGACUCUAAGCCCAAGCAGGGCUCACAGUCUCAGUACAGGAAGAGCAUGAUGUGAAGGCAAGCAGCGGGGGGUCCGGGGGGCAUGGGAGGGGGGCAGAGAGGGGGAUUUUUUUUAUUAUUUCCAGUGUUCGAAGCAGUACAAGGUGCCUGUUCUCACCCAGCUUGGCCCCAUCCCAACCCUCGUGUUCCCCUCUCCGUGCCCCGUCCCCAGACAAGACGACCAUGUGUUCCAAUAAACCACUUGGAUUCCUC
Alligator mississippiensis (American alligator) is the source of this 8334-nucleotide messenger RNA. RefSeq names its product pleckstrin homology domain containing O1 (gene PLEKHO1). Gene Ontology annotation, cellular component: ruffle membrane; muscle cell projection membrane. NCBI's taxonomy places the organism in Eukaryota, Metazoa, Chordata, Crocodylia, Alligatoridae. Gene Ontology annotation, biological process: regulation of myoblast fusion. Bases 6995 to 8137 code for a protein of 380 amino acids. The record is from RefSeq and is a predicted model, not a curated record. The transcript is spliced from 5 exons.